AUGCCAGGUAUUGAUCCCUUAUUUAUGACCCAUAAAUUGAAUGUGAACCCCGAGAGGAAGCCUAUCAAGCAGAAGAAGAGGAACUUCGCCCCUGAAAGGCAAGAAGCCAUUAAACAGGAGGUUGAUAAGUUGUUGGAAGUAGGGUUUAUUGAGGAAAUUCAGUUUCCGGAAUGGUUAGCCAACCCUGUCAUGGUCAAGAAAGCUAAUGGAAAGUGGAGGAUGUGUGUGGACUUCACUGACUUGAAUGACGCCUGCCCAAAGGAUUGUUUCCCUCUUCCAAGGAUAGAUACACUAAUAGACGCCACCGCUGGUCAUGAGAUGCUAAGCAUCAUGGACGGGUUCAGUGGAUAUAAUCAGAUCCGGAUGGACAAGGAUGACGUACCCAAGGUAUCAUUCAUCACCGACUUUGGUGUAUUAUGUUACUUGGUUAUGGCAUUUGGGCUCAAGAAUGCAGGAGCCAUAUACCAACGUCUGGCAAACAAGAUGUUUAAACAUCUGAUAGGUAAGACUAUGGAAGUAUACGUCGAUGAUAUGCUGGAAAAAAGCUUGAAUAAAGUGGAUCACCUAGAACACUUGAAAGAGGCUUUUGAAGUCCUGAGGACGCAUAAGAUGAUGUUAAACCCGGCCAAGUGUGCCUUUGGGGUUGGUUCCGGGGAGUUCCUGGGUCUAAUGGUCUCCAAGCGUGGUAUUGAGGCUAACCCUGACAAAAUAAAAGCUAUCCUCGACAUGGAACCACCCAAGAGUGUAAGAGAUGUACAGAAGUUAACAGGGAGGAUUGCAGCCUUGGGAAGAUUUGUAUCCAAGUCAGGGGACAAGUGUUUGCCCUUCUUCAAAGCAUUAAAGAAGGUCAAGAACUUCGAGUGGACGAAGGAGAGCCAAGUGGCUUUUGAAGAACUGAAAAAGUACCUGGCAGAACCACCUCUCCUAUCGAAGCCUAUUGAUGGUGAGGUCUUGUACGUAUACUUGGCUGUUUCAGAACAAGCAUUGAGUGUUGUACUAGUUCGAGAAGAGUUAAAAAUUCAGAAACCAGUAUAUUAUGUGAGCAAGGUUCUGCACGGGGCAGAGCUCAAUUAUUUGGUGAUUGAAAAGUUUGCUUUGGCCAUGAUUACAGCCUCGAGAAAGUUGAGGCCAUAUUUUCAGUCUCACAAAAUAGAAGUUUUGACAGACCAACCUCUUCGUAAUGUCAUACAUAGCCCGAAGGCUAGUGGAAGACUAAUUAAGUGGGCAAUUGAGCUCUGGGAAUUUGACAUUCGAUACAAGCCUCGAACAACAAUUAAGGCUCAGGCUCUUGCUGACUUCCUUGUUGAAUGUACCAUUAGCAACCAGGAAGUCGGGGGGCAGGAAGACAAGGUAGAAGAGCCCACCAGGGAAGAGAAACCUAAAGAAUACUUGCUGCUAUUUUUUGACGGGGCUUCAAAAACAAAAGGUAGUGGUGCAGGACUGGUGCUCCAAAGCCCUGAUGGCUUUACUGUGGAAUAUGCUAUUAAGCUAGACUUCCUAACCACUAAUAAUGAAGCUGAGUAUGAAGCACUGAUAGCUGGGCUUGGUUUGGCUAGAACCUUGAGGGUAAAGAACUUGAAAGUCUGUGGCGACUCAAAACUUGUAGUCUUCCAAGUGAAUGGUGAGUUCGAAGCUUGUGAGGAAGCUAUGUCAAAGUAUCUAAGGAUUGUGAAGACCCAGAUGGAACUAUUUGAAGAAUGCCUAGUAGAACAUGUACCAAGGGAGAAAAACACUAAGGCUGAUGCUUUGUCGCAAUUCGCAUCCUCUGAUCACGAGGUGUGUUCAGGAAGCGUUUAUUAUCAGGUUUUGAGAACCCCGAGCAUCGAAGCAAAAUUAUUCACUCCCAUUAAUACAGGGGCAACCUGGAUGGAUGAGAUUAAGUUGUAUCUGGAAAAUGGUCACCUACCGCCGAAUGCUGAUGAAGCGCGAAAGUUACAAGUAAGGGCCCUCAAGUAUGUGCUCAUUGAGGGGAUCCUAUAUAGGAAAUCGUUUGUUAUUCCUUACUUGAGAUGUUUAAGGCCGGAUGAGGCUAGGGAAGCCCUUAGAGAAGUUCAUGAAGGCGUAUGUGGCCAACACCUUGGAGGAAGGGCACUGGCCCAUAAAAUUACCCGUCUUGGAUUUUAUUGGCCAGAUAUGCUUAAGCAUGCCCAAGAUUAUGUGAAAAGGUGUGAUCGCUGCCAAAGGUUCGCACCAGUAGUACGGCAACCCCCUGAGAUGUUGACAUCCAUUAAUACCCCCAUCUCGUUUGCAAUGUGGGGAAUGGACAUCCUUGGACCGUUUCCACUCGCUAGUGCGGAAAGGAAAUUUUUGUUGGUAACAAUUGAUUAUUUUACUAAGUGGAUUGAGGCCAAACCCCUGGCCAAGAUAACCACCAAACAAGUUGCUCAGUUUGUAUGGGAGAGCAUUAUCUGCAGGUAUGGAAUACCACGAAUCAUGGUCACGGACAAUGGGGCUCAGUUUAACAAUGCUGAGUGUAAAAGUUAUUGUGAAGAUUACUCGAUUGAGUUACGCUUCACCUCAGUUGCCCACCCUCAAGCUAACGGACAAGCUGAGGUGGCUAACAGGAUAAUCCUCGAUGGACUAAAAAAAAGAGUUGAGAAGGCCCAGGGGUCAUGGGCCGAGGAACUACUACCAAUACUUUGGGCGUAUCGAACGACUUGUAAAGUCUCUACUGGAGCAACCCCUUUCCAAUUGGCCUAUGGAGCUGAGGCAGUUGUGCCCCUUGAAAUCACACACACUUCCUCAAGGGUCCAGCAGUAUGAACCCGAAGCCAAUGAAGAAGGCAUGAGACUUGCACUCGAUAUGAUUGAUGAAAUCCGUGAUGAAGCUCAUGCUAAGAUUGUGGAAAACCUGAAACGAGCUUCCUACUACUACAACCUACGAGUUAAAGAACGAUACUUUCGAGAAGGAGACCUGGUACUCAGAAAGAUUGAAGCUUCUGGGGUAGGUCCCAAAGGCAAGAUGGCUCCAAAUUGGGAAGGCCCCUAUCAAGUUAAGGCCGUUACAGGCCAUGGCUCAUACAAGCUUCAGACCCUCGAAGGAAUUGAAGUUCCCAGGAGUUGGCAUGCGACCAACUUAAAGAUAUAUUAUAUUUGA
This is a messenger RNA of Daucus carota subsp. sativus, 3096 nucleotides long. RefSeq lists its product as uncharacterized. The coding region runs from base 1 to 3096 and encodes 1031 amino acids. The transcript has a single exon. Gene Ontology annotation, biological process: DNA integration. The record is from RefSeq and is a predicted model, not a curated record. Gene Ontology annotation, molecular function: RNA-DNA hybrid ribonuclease activity; nucleic acid binding. Lineage: Eukaryota; Viridiplantae; Streptophyta; Magnoliopsida; Apiales; Apiaceae.